AUGACCUUGGCACACCUUCGGUCGACACCACUGCAUUCUGUGGAACACACAAUUGACGUGUCAUCCCACCAUCAUCAUGCAGCAGCCCCCAUGACGCCCGACGUAACCUACUGCCAGCUCACCCCCACUGAAGAAAAGCAGUUGCAUCACGACGAUCACAUAUGUCCUCCUCUUUUUCCGCACGAAGGCCUGCCUCGCUGGCCCGGUGUCUCCACCGCCACUGCCUUUCUUCGCAGUUUGGACCUAUUCGGCACGUCUAUGUUCGCCGUCGGUGGUUCGCUCGCAGCGGCUAAUACCGGCUGUGACUUGAUCGGGUGCAUCAUUGUGGGGACUAUCGCGGCCGUGGGGGGCGGCACUUGGCGCGACGUGAUUGUGCUCCACAAGCAGCCGUUCUGGGUGCAAGAAUGGGAGUAUUUGGUGCUCAGUGGGGCCGUCGCGGCGUGCAUGUUUCUCACGUGGAGGCUACUCCCCCCCGGUCAAACGCUGUGGGGGGCCGCAUUGAAAACGUCCACGGGGGACGCCGGGGUUCUUUUGGAAUGGGGCGACGCCGUCGGCAUUGGCGUGUGCGCUGUGAUUGGUGCGAUGAACGGCAUCCGAUCUGACUGCCCCAUGUUCAUUUCCGCCCUCUGUGGCAUGAUCACCGCCACCUUUGGAGGACUCACUCGCGAUGUUGUGCUCAACCAACCCGUGCGCAUCUUGUACUCUCACGCAGAAGUGUACGCGAUCAUUGCGUUCACCGGAGCUGCCACGUACUUGAGCCUGCACCGCAUGGCGCCCAAGCAGCAAGCGGCGCGCAUCUUGUUUUGCGUGGCGUUAGUUGUUGUGCUGCGCCAACAAGCGUGGACACACGGAUGGCGCAUGCCUGUGUGGAAAGUAAACGAUGACGAUUCAUUGUAG
Aphanomyces astaci is the source of this 897-nucleotide messenger RNA. RefSeq lists its product as hypothetical. The record is from RefSeq and is a predicted model, not a curated record. The transcript has a single exon. The coding region runs from base 1 to 897 and encodes 298 amino acids. Gene Ontology annotation, cellular component: plasma membrane. Lineage: Eukaryota; Oomycota; Saprolegniomycetes; Saprolegniales; Verrucalvaceae.